AUGGGGUCAUCCUUUGCCAGGUCAGCGGGAGAUUUCUCGGAUGGCUGUGGUUCCGCGCCUGCCGCCCGAUUUGCUCCCUCGUCGGUGGGUGGUGGUAGACCACCUGCUCUCUCCCUUCUCCUUUGCCUCCUGGUUGACGUAUGCGCAGCCACCUGCUCUGGACGAUCGUGGCGAUCUCGCCACGUGCCCGAUCUCAAGAUCGCGGCUUCUCCCUCUAGCAGAGGGAUCCUUCCCCCUCGCGUGCCUCCCCUUCCGCCUCUCCCACCACGUGGCCCCACUAGUGGAACAUCGGCACCGCCACCUCUCUCCAAUGCUGGCCUUAAACCCCUGCCGGCCGGAACCCAGGGGGUCGCCAUAGUUGCCCGCCAUGCGCCAGUCGGCCUACCCCACACGAUUCCCCGACCCCUCGCUGCGCUCCGCUGGGGAGCAGAUGACAUCAAACGCGCUUGCCCUGGUGGCGACUGCUCUUGCCGAAGCCAGCCCCGGAGGGGUCCCGGGGCCCCAGGUCCCAGCCCUGCUCCAGGCCGCCUCGGUGCUGGCUGGGCGCGCAGCCUCUGCUUCCUCCUCGCCGGGGUAGCGCCGGCAGCGGCGACGACCGCGGGACCCUCAGUAUCACCCUCCGCGUGGCCGUGCCCCUGCAUGCUUGCGCCCGCGGCAGCUGCAGGCGUUUCGGCGGACUCCGCGGCGGCCGGCGUCGACGGUUCGAUCGGGGAUUGGUCUUACCGCCCCACCACCUCAGCUACAGCCGCAGCAAUCACAGGCGCUUCGAGAGUUGGCGGGGAUUCUGCCCCUACUGGCGCCGGUGAAUCCGCCAGUCCCGGCUCCCCUUGUAACUCCUCCGCAGCCGGCCCCUCCUCCGACAGUGGGAGCAAGACUAAGCCGUCGUCAGAGGCGGCAGCAGUCCCAGCAGCAGGCCGGCGCGACAUCUGCCCCAACUCCGUCGAAUCUGCCACCACGGCCACAAGCGCCCCCCCCUGCAGCCUCACACCUGGCCCCACAGCAGCAGCAUCCUCCCAUAAACCAGGCUUGGAGAUUGGGGGGAUGUUGCCGGCGGAGCAGUCUGCGGCGGUGGCAGCGGCCACGGAGAUGCUGCACUAUCUACCCCUGAUCGGCCUUGUGCAGGGUGCUCCAGGUGCCGCGCUCGGGCCAGGCCCCCGGGCAAUGGUAAGGCUUGCUGAGUCUGCCCGGGGGAGUCCACUUGGUCUUGUAUCAGCAGCCGCAUCCGUCCUACGCUGGAUGGACGGGAGGCUGUGCUGGAUCCUCGCCGAGUAA
This is a messenger RNA of Closterium sp. NIES-65, 1272 nucleotides long. Lineage: Eukaryota; Viridiplantae; Streptophyta; Zygnematophyceae; Desmidiales; Closteriaceae. The record is from the annotation of a GenBank genome assembly.